Messenger RNA from Uloborus diversus, 1110 nucleotides. RefSeq lists its product as uncharacterized. The coding region runs from base 1 to 1110 and encodes 369 amino acids. The record is from RefSeq and is a predicted model, not a curated record. The transcript is spliced from 2 exons. Lineage: Eukaryota; Metazoa; Arthropoda; Arachnida; Araneae; Uloboridae.
AUGGCCAUGAAACACUUCCUGUCCGAAGAUAAGCCGUCUAGUCUGUUCCCUCCUGUGUCCAUACAUCUUGGCAGCCUAUCCACGAAAUUCGAUGACGACAAAAAAGCAUAUGAUGAUGUCGAAGAGGAAGAGGUAGUUGAGGUGGUUCCCAAAGAGGAGGAGGAGGAGGAGGAGAAAAUAAUUACAGUUCCUGUCCAGACGGGUGCAAACCCCAUUGAAAAAACAUUAGGAAAAUAUAUGAAAAUGAAAACGAAAAUUACCGAUAUGCGAAUGAAAACCAGGAGAUACCGGAUGAAGAUGAUGUACAAGAAGUACAAAGCAAAGAUGUUGGCAAACAUGAAGAAGUAUAAAAUGAUGCCAAAAAAAUUUAUUCCGGAUAUUUUUGUGCCACAACCUUUUGAUUUGUAUCCUCCUCCCGUGUAUCCACCUCCUAUUUAUUAUAAUUUCACACCAGAAUUCAUACCUCAACCUCAACCACUGCCACCAGUAUUUCCACCUCCACAACUACCGCCACCACAACCACCAAUACCUCCAUUCCCACCUUUUCCAAGACCUCCACAGCCACCACGACCUCCCAUGUUUCCUCGACCUCCCAGACCUCCUAGACCUCCUCAGAUACCUAGGCCUCCUAUUGGCAGGAAUCCAGAAGACUACGAGGUAGGGUCACCAUUUGACUACGAGGAAGGCUCUACUGAAGCGCGUUUCAAAAAUAAGCCGAAAGGUGCUAAAGGUCCUAAAGGUGCCAAAGGUCCUAAAGGUAACAUAUUCCAGACAUACAAGGAGGAAAAGAGGACUUGGCUAAGCCAGAAGAUGACCUCCAUGAAAGAGUACAUGGAAAAAAUGAAGAACUACCGGCUCGAGAAGAUGAAGCUGAAACUUGCCAUGAAGUACAAACCCAAGUACUAUCCUGUGCCGGUGCCCGUGCCAGUGACGAAAUAUACGAAAUAUGAACCUGAAUAUUACGAGAAAGAGUAUGAUGUCACUUAUGAAGAAGAUGACGAUUAUGAAACGGAGAAAGCCUACGAAAAAGACAUGCGCAAAGACAAAUAUUACAAAUUUGAUGACGAUGAAUAUGACGAUUACGAAUACGAUGAAGAGUAUGAUUUAUGA